This is a messenger RNA of Blepharisma stoltei, 324 nucleotides long. NCBI's taxonomy places the organism in Eukaryota, Ciliophora, Heterotrichea, Heterotrichida, Blepharismidae. The record is from the annotation of a GenBank genome assembly.
AUGAGGAUAAGAGCUAUAAUUUACAAAGUCAUUAUAAGUGAAUCUCCAUAUAGCAAAGUUCUUACCUACUCAUAUAACAAUUGCUUAACCCCCAUUCGAACAAAAAUUUUUGUCGCUCAUAGAUGGGGAUUAUUUUUUUUUUAUAAAAUUUAUAGAUGAUUUUAUAGUAAAUUUUGCUUUCUAAAUUUAAAAAAAAAUCCCAAUUCGCAAAAUUUGAAAUUGUCAAAAUGGUUCAAACUUAUCAAAAAAUUUUUAACUUGCCAAUUUAAUCUCAUUUUUGGGCCAUGCCAUUUUACCGCAAAAAUGCCAUUUUUUCAACAUUAA